UUUCCGUACCAGGCACUGAUGUUCCCGGUCAGGACAGUCUUGGUGGUGCAGGAGUAGAAAUUCCUCAGUAUUUGAGAGGAUACCUGGAAUUUCCUUAAUCAUCUGAGGUGAAACAGUCUCUGCCUUCCCUUUCUCACCACUGAGUCAGUAUGCAGCGCCCAGUUUAGGCCCUGGGUGAUGUGGACACUAAGGUACUUGAAGCUGUCCACCCUCUCCAAUGUUGAUAUUAAGGGGGGCAUAGUCCCUUCCCUGCUUCUUCCCAAAGUCCACUGUCAGCUCCUUAGCAUUGCUGAUGUUCAGGAGUAAAUUGUUGUCCUGACAUUAGACUGUAAAAAAUAAUGGACGUCACCACUUUGAUGUUACUCAUUGGUUUGUGGACUCCCAUUUUGAAGCCUCAAGUUUGCAUUUUUGUCAUCAUCUUGGAGUUUUGGAGCCAGAAGUGACUAUAUGGAUGGAGCAGACCCUAACACUAGCUGCUAGCUGCUAUCUUGGAAAAAACUGAACAUCCGACUCCUUAGAGGGUUGUGUUAAGGAUGAGGGUACAAGAGCUGUGUCCACCUACCAUCACCACCUGGGGUCUGCCUGUCAGAAAGGUGAGAUAGGGUGGUGUGGAGGAUGUGUGCUAUAGCGUCUUCCGUUGAUUGGUUGGGAUGGAAGGGAAACUGUAGUGGAUCCAGUGUGCAGGGUAGUGGGGACCAGAUUUAAUCCUUGACCAGCCGUUCAAAGCACUUCAUCACUACAGAGGAGUUCUACCGCCCUCAUCAGUCUCCUCAAAGUCCACUUAAACCUCAGGUGCUCCUGUGGUUUAGCAGUCAAGAUACAGACUGUGAACUGCAACACUUCCUGCCAUCUCUGCACUAUCCUUAUCUGAUUAAGUCAUAAAAUACAUCAAAAAUAUUGUAAGAAAAAUAAAAGACCCCCUAAACAAUACUUGAAACCUCCUCAGGAACCAGGGGUAGAUGUGCACCUCCAGAGUCACUGUGGUGCAAUCAGUGGUGAGCACUGUUGGCUCACAGCAAGAAGAUCCAUUUAUUUAUUAUAUUUUACAGUAUUUAUCUUGUUUUAUUUUAGUUGUUGUUGUGGCUCAAGAAAAGUGAUUGCAGACAAGUUCUAUGUAAUCUGCAACCUACAAAUCCAGAAUUAUGAAGAGAAGAGAAGAAGAGGAGACAGAGGUGGUAAAAAUAAGUUUUAUGUCUAUCCACUAAGAGGGAGUGGUGCACCGCUGAGAGCAACACUGAUCUGUCAAACUCUCAGUUGUAGUGUUUGUGUGUGUAUGUGUGUGCGUGCGUGCACGUCAGGAAUCCACUUGCGCGUGCACGCGCGCACCUCCCUCCUUCUCCUCCUCCUCCUCCUCCUCCUGUAUUUCCUGUAUUGAGUUGUGCGUGUGCAGAGAAGAGAAGGAGGAUUAUUUCCACAGAGGAAGGAAGAGGAGAAGGAGCGCGCGGCGCAGGCAGACCUGAUCAACCUGAUCGAUAGAAGUGAUUAAAGAUUAACGUCCCGGAGCUCCAGCUUGUCUCCAUCUGUCAGGACAGCCCCGCACUCCUCUGUGACAUGACUCUGUCCGGCUCUGUAUCGGCUGCUGCGGGACAAACCGGCUGAUGAUGAUGAUGAAAGUGCUUCCUCCGCUCCACGCGCUCCACUGCCGACCCGCGCCGGUCUAAGAUGCCACCGGGCCCCGGCGCUCGGCACGCGGCUCGGACCCAGAGUAACCCGGGAUAAUAAGACACAGAAAAAAAGACACAAAAGCAUUUUUAAAAAGCGGAAAUCAAACACCUGGGGGAGUCACCCCGCCGGGACGAGCCGGGAGGGAGAACCCGGGAUUAGUGAGCCGUGCGCCGGGGAGCUGAGGCGCACUGAGCCGCGCAAAGAGCCGCAGAGAGGAGAGAGAGAGGUCUGCAGGGAUGCUGGUCCCGCGGCUCCCGGUCCUGUCUGCGCUGCUCGUCCUGCUGCUGGCCGCGGGUCGCUGCACGGCGGCCGCCCUGCUCCGGAGUUCCAGCACCCGGGCUGACGGGCGUCUGGACGGUCGCAGCGUCCUGGAGCUGGUCGGCCGGUACUCUAAGGCGAGGGCCGAGACGGCGGCGGGGCUCACCGGGCACGGAGUUAAAGCCCCGGAGAGAAAGAGCAGGUCCAGCCACGGACUGGAGGGUCAACCCAGAGAUCCACGACACAAGGAGAAGUUCAUCAGACACCUGACAGGUCCUCUUUCCUUCAACCCAAAGUGCAGGAAACAUUUCAACAGACUGUACCACAACACCAGGGACUGCACAAUACCUGCCUAUUAUAAACGAUGUGCUCGUCUGCUGACUCGAUUGGCCAACAGCCCUCGCUGUAUAGAGAGAUAAACAGACCAAGACAGACAAACGCCUCCGGACAGAGAGUGUUGCCAAGACAACCAGGAGGGCGGGGCAUCCUAACAAGGCUCAUCCACUGACGAGCAGCAGAAGUUCUGCAGCCAAUAGAAACUCUUCAAAGGCGUUGCUGUCAUCGCCUGCAGCCAAUGAGCUCAACUAACGACGAUCAACAACCAGCGAUCAGAAUGCGCUCUAUUCUAUUCUACUCUAUUCUAUUCUAUUCUAUUCUUAUCUGUCUGUCACUUAAACCAGAGAGAGAAGCUCAGAUAAACACGAAGCUGCUACCUAAAUGUUUUCUAUUGAUCUUUGAACAUAAAAAAAGGAGAAAUAAAAGGUUUGAUAAGAGAUUCGUUAGUGUCAUACACAACUUUCCCAUUACAUGAAAUCAACUUCUGUUUCAAUAAGUUGUCAUCACGUUUAAUUUCAUUUGCUUUAGUUUGGUUUUAUUCUGUCAUGAAACAACCUACAUGUGACACACUUUUAGCUAACAAACAAAAUCACAGAGAUUUAAACCAUAAACAUAAAACAAACAUGUGAAACAGGAUAAAAAACGGUACAAGCUUUAGAAACAUUCCUAUGAAAGUCUUUGUUUUAUACACUUGUUGUGUGCAAGCAGCAGAAAUAUGACGCAGAUCUGAUUAUUAACCUCAAGUUUAAAAUUUGUGCAAAUCCAUCCAUCGAAGCUCCAAAGCUGCAGCCUGAGCCAAGAUCUGACGCCUGAACACAACACGGUGCAUUUAAAGUUCACUUGGAAAAACAGGAUGAAGAAGUACUCGACUCAGGUCUUCUAGAUUUGACUUCUCUCAGUUGGACUUCAUUCAACUUUACUUGAUUCAAACAGCUCUUUUACAACUUUUUACAGUUUGAAUCAUUUUUAUUUGAUUCAUCUUUUACUCAUUUUAACUUAAGGAAAACAUUAUUUAUUCUUUCUUCUGCCUUUCUGAUUUCUCCAUCUGAUCUCACCUCUCUUCUACUGGACUCUACUCUCCUCUCAAAUUCUACUUUUCUCUCCUCUGCCUAUGAAUCCGGUCUACACAACAGGACUCACCUCACCUGCUGUUUUCUACUGGACUCUACUCAUCUGAAGGAAAACUUAUCUUCGCGUUCUCACGUUCAGACUGAUGAAAAAAUGGAUUUCUGCUUUCUUCUUUUGAAUGAGCCUUCCUCUGAUGAUUGUGAGGUAAUUCCACUGGUUUCUAGUGGAGCUGCAGGAUUUAUUUUCUGGAAAAUGACAAGCUGAAACAAGAUGGAUCGCUGAUUUUUCCUUUGGAAAGUAACGCAGGUUUCAUCUUUCUCUUUCCUGGGACCGAAUAUCUUCUUCUCGUCUCGCAGGACAACAGUGUUUCUUUAAUUUUUUUUGUCUUGUUUUGGAAUAUGGACGCCUAAACAAUGUUUUACGUGCCAUUUGAAGCUGUCGGAGGAAAUAAAUGGACAAACUCUGAUUGGACUUUGUUGCCUUUUGCAGGACAGAAAAAAUCUGAGAUGCUGAAUGUGUUUAAUGUUACAUGAUGUAUAAUAACAACAGUGAUAAUUAUAAUAAUAUUCUAGUAUAUUUAUAUUGUUUAAGCUGCCGCCCCGUGUGCAAUAUGUACAUACUGAAAAAGGAA
Messenger RNA from Thunnus maccoyii (southern bluefin tuna), 3958 nucleotides. Its product is annotated as ALK and LTK ligand 2-like. Gene Ontology annotation, molecular function: receptor signaling protein tyrosine kinase activator activity; receptor tyrosine kinase binding. The coding region runs from base 1902 to 2342 and encodes 146 amino acids. The record is from RefSeq and is a predicted model, not a curated record. Gene Ontology annotation, biological process: positive regulation of ERK5 cascade; positive regulation of ERK1 and ERK2 cascade. The transcript has 9 exons. Lineage: Eukaryota; Metazoa; Chordata; Actinopteri; Scombriformes; Scombridae.